Rhea pennata is the source of this 2994-nucleotide messenger RNA. It is a transcript of the gene CD34, whose product is annotated as CD34 molecule. Gene Ontology annotation, cellular component: membrane. The record is from RefSeq and is a predicted model, not a curated record. The coding region runs from base 702 to 1823 and encodes 373 amino acids. Lineage: Eukaryota; Metazoa; Chordata; Aves; Rheiformes; Rheidae. The transcript is spliced from 8 exons. Gene Ontology annotation, biological process: cell-matrix adhesion.
UUUGCCCACCGGUUUUCCCCGUCCCUCCACCGCCCCUGCGCCGUAGCCCUGUCCGACCGGAGGAGCGCUGCAGCCAGCGGGGUUGCUUCCCGGCGGGAUUUCACACCCCAAGGUCCUUGCUGAACUUGCCGAGCAGAUUUGCCGAGCCCGAAGCCGGUUUGCGGCUCGCUCCUCGCCCGCGGCGCCGGCGCGGCCGCGAUUUCUCCACUGCCGCUCGGUCGGAUUGUUUUUACCCGGCGGGAAGUUGAGCGGCUGGAAUGACACCGGUCUCUGCUUUGAACUGGAGCACGUUUUUGUCUCUGCCUUCGGUUGAGUGAGGAAGGAAGCAGCUUUCACGAAAGAGUUAAGCCUGGCGAAGGCUCCGGGAUCUUCUGCUGGGGGACGAUGGUUGGGCUUUUGUUUGUUUUGAAGUGCUGGCAGGAAAGCGGGGAGGAGAAAAUUACCUAAGUGAUGGCGAGAUCGCUGGGAACUGGGCAAAGCCGUGGAAGCGAGGCGGACAAACUCCACCUCGCCGCCCGGCGCCGUGAGCACACCCCCGCGGAGGAGCCCACCCCGCUCCGGGUGCUCGCAGAGGCUUGGGCUGCCACCGAGCCGCAUGAGCUCAGCAGAGCUGCUGCAGAGCUGCAAAGCCGGGAGCUGCCAGAGCAGCCUCCAGGGUCACUCGGGGGCUACAAGCAGGAACGGGGAGCUUAAAAAUAAUAAUGAAGUGGAGGCAGCUUCUCUGGAUUGCGUUCUGUGUCGUGACCUUGUGGGGCCGAGCUGCCGGCAGCCCGACGGAUGCUCCCGCCUCAACGGCCUCGGCCUCGCCGGCGGGGACCAUCAGCACCACCACCAGCACCACCAGCAGCACCAGCACCAGCAGUAGCACCACCACCAGCAGCAGCAGCAACAGCACCAGCAGCAGCAGCACCACCAGCAGCAGCAGCGGGACGGCCACCGAGCCGCCGAGCGCGGCAAAGCCGGCACGGGAAGCCACCGCCGGACCCCCCGCCGCGGCGCUCACCACCUCCGCGGUGCCCGGCGCGGCCCGCACGAGCCCCCCGCCCGGCCGGACCCCCACGAGCAGCGAAGCCCGGGCGGCGACGGGCAGCCCCACGGCGUGGACCCCCAGCCCCACGGCAGCGAGGACGAGCCCUCCCGGCGUGCCACGGCAAACGGCCGCCCCGGCGCCCGGCGGCAGAGCCAGCAACAGCUCGAAGUCCAUCACGUGCCACGAGGUGAAGGACGUGAGGGACACCGGAGCCAUCUGCUUGCACCUCAAGGAGGCCAGCAGCUGCAAACAUUUUUUAGAGCAGAAGGGAUCCGACUUAUGGACUGCAAUAUGUGAAGAGAGCGUGCACCAUGUUCCUUCCCCCUGCCAGAUCAAACUCGCUAAAUCCGAGGUGGACCGUAACUGCAUGCUCCUCAUCCUGGUCGGUGAAAGAGAGCCUGCUACAGAUAUGCUCCAGGAAUCUCACUGGGAGAAGUUCGGAAUAAAAUCCCUGAAGCGGGGGAGCGUGAGGAGCCACCAGGACUAUUCCCGGAAGACGCUGAUUGCCUUGGUCACGGCCGGACUCUUGCUGGCGCUCCUGGGCUUGGCCGGAUACUUCCUGAUGAGACGGCGGAGCUGGAGCCCCGCGGGGGAGAGGCUGGCUGAAGACCCCUACUACAUGGAGAACGGCAGCCAGGACAACGCAACGGUCACGGCGGCCUCCUGCGAGCGACCCGAGCCGCAGGAGAAGUCAAACCUCAACGGAGGGGCUCAGGAGAACGGGACCGGCCGAGCGUCCUGCAAGCACGGGCCCUCGGCCAGGCAGCACGGCGUCGCCGACACGGAGAUGUGAACGGCGCAAGGAAGCGCUCCGGCACGGAGCCUGACCGGGGCAGCGCGGCGAGCGGGGAGGAACCUCCCAGCCAGCCCCGAGCACGUCCAGCUCCAGCGCGACCGAAGACCUGCGCCGCUGCCUCCGCUCAGCUCGCCCGCUGACCGCACGAGAGACCUUUCUUCGCUGCCGUUCUCCGCUUUUGUUAUUAAAAGAGCAUAACGAGACAUGCAAGUGCCACUUAGCUGUUGAGCAGAGACAGACCGAAGCUGCUGAAGCCUCGAUCCAAACAACCAACGUGUUUGGUGGGAGCGAGGCUGAGCGAAAUGGUUAAAUCAAAGUCUCAAUGGCAAAACCCUCUCAGGUUUCAGGGAAUUUUGGAUAUAAGGGUUGAUUUUAAUCUCGUCUUUACACCUAAGUGCAGAAUUUUUUCCUUUCUUAAGAAUGUCAAGCAUUUAACGCCCCUACUUGUGCUUUAUGUCUUUUUUAGUAUUUCCUGCUCCUGCAGAAUUUCCUGAAGCAGUAUGUAAAACUCCCCACACGGAAUUGAAGGUUGAAAUGUGAAUAGACCUUGAACUCAUUUUUUUUUUAAUCCUACCAGUAUGCAGGUGGUUGUUUUACAGUAAAAUCUUCCCUGAUCUCUUCAUCUCAGGGACUUGAGACAGUGUUUGACAAGACAGAGCAAGUAAUCAAUCCCUCGCGCCUGCACGCGAGACACAGAGCAUUUGAUACCGCUUCAAAGAGCUCUGCACGUGCCUACGGCUUGCAGUCGUGUCACCUUCCCCUGUGACACCGGCACCAACUAUCACCUAGCACAGGGCGGUGGGAACGAAAGAUGCCAAAGGGCUCCCGGUGCAAUGAGAGAAACCGGACUACCAGGCUAGAGAGAGCGGAUCUACCCUCUCACUCGUGAAUUUACUGCAACCUCUUCUCCGUGCUGAGACUGGUAACUGAGGGGAAGGGUUUGUUUUAUUUUAUUUUAUUUUAUUGGUACAGUGCUUAAAGGAAUGAAAGCAGUGUCCCACCUGCAUUAUCUGGGUCUGUCUGCACGGGUGCAAGUGUCAUUUAAAUGUGGUUUAACAUAAUUUUAGGUUUUGUUUGAGUGAAUUGCUUCUCUGAACCUAACUGUAAAUAAUCUCCAUUGAAAAAAAAACAGCAUUAAAAACCCAACUUCUCCGCUGUGCUCUUGGAA